Paramormyrops kingsleyae is the source of this 5032-nucleotide messenger RNA. It is a transcript of the gene chsy3, whose product is annotated as chondroitin sulfate synthase 3. The record is from RefSeq and is a predicted model, not a curated record. Gene Ontology annotation, cellular component: Golgi cisterna membrane. Gene Ontology annotation, molecular function: glucuronosyl-N-acetylgalactosaminyl-proteoglycan 4-beta-N-acetylgalactosaminyltransferase activity. NCBI's taxonomy places the organism in Eukaryota, Metazoa, Chordata, Actinopteri, Osteoglossiformes, Mormyridae.
GUGACCAAACCUGCAUACAAUAUUCUAGGUGCGAUCUUACCAAGGAAUUGUAUAAUCUUAGCAUCACCUCCUUUUUUUUAAACGCCACACCUAGAGAUGUAACCAAACAUCCUAUACUGGCCAUUUUAAUUGCCUCCCUACACUGGCGAGAGUGGGACAUGGAAGCCUCAACAUACACACCAAGAUCUUUCUCAUAAUCAGUUCAUAAUCAGAUUAUUGAACUGUUUCAGGAAAUGGGCAUCUUUAAUCAGAAUUAAAAACUGUGAAAUAGUUCUAAAAAGUUUCUUAAAAUAGGCCUACCAGCUUAUGUGCCAGUUUAGUCCUGUAUUAACGCUUUUAAUGACGGCAAUGAACACAUAACGAGCGAACGUGAUUAGGUGGCCUAACGUUCAUUAAUCCCAAAGAGACGAUAACUUCCGUAUUUAUUUGAAACACUUAAAUACAUUAAUCGAAAGCUUUCUUUUUUUACUUUUCCAAUGCAUUAUUCUUGGGUUGAAUAUGCUUGUCAUCUGUGCCCCAAAAGUGAAACCUCUGCCAAGCAUGAGUCGGGAUCCGCAUUAGCAAACUUAACCAGCUAAUUCGGAAAUUAAAAAAAGAAAGAAGAACUAGCUGCCAAAAUGGGCGUCUGGAAACGGCCUUAACUUUCGCGCACCAACCGUUUACUGCUGAAGCUUUAUGCAGACGCGAACAUGGUUGCAACAAAAAAAACGGCUGAGAAAUCAGCUGUUGAAAAGCGCUGCUUCGGAUCCAGCAAAGUAGCACUUAAUGAUGCAACGUGCGCCUCCCCUCGGAGCGCCUCGGUCCGCGUCAGUCCGGGGAGAGGAGGCUCUGUGCGGCUGCCGGCCGUCGCUCCGCCCCCAGUCAGCCUCGCCUCCCGGAGACUAUCCCGUUAGCUACUUCACUCGGCGAUGCAUAUUUACCCCUGUGCCGCAAGCCUGUUCCGAAACGGCGCAAAAUUAGAGAAGAGGGCCGGGAAGAAAGAAAAAAUAUGUAAAGUUAUUUACUCUGACGUCAAUUAGUGCACAAAAUGGCGAGACAGGCGCGGAUAAAAUAGCUGCUUAUUUGCAGAACAAAAUUGUUAAGAACUACAAUUUCUUCAUGCGGGACCGAUGAGACAACUGGAAACGCAACAAUCUCGGCUGAUUUAAAAAAAUGAUUGCGAUCGGCAACAAUUUGUAAGCGGCAACUUUUUAUAUAAUUUUUUCCAGCUUCUCAGUUGGAGGCAUCAUGUUUCUCGAUGGAAAGUAAUGAGGUCGCGUCUCGGCAUCGCGUUCAAUCCGGACCGCACUGCAACUUCUUCCGUCGCGUUGGACAGUUACAAAUAAAGAAAACCGACACAAUGUUUUUCCUGUAAGUGCAACAUGGCAGUCCUUUAAGACUGUACCCGAACUGCCGUCGGAUGUAUAGCUACAUUGUCUGGACUAAUUUUAAGGGAUGUUAUCCAUGGAUGCAAAUAGGAGAAAUAUUAUUACCCUUAGGUAACACUACUUGUUUAGCAAGCUAAUGUACUUCGAUCAAAACCUAAACAUGUAUGAUAAUCGUCCAAUAUAGCAAAGCAAUAGCCUUCAACGCAAAUUAGAUCGGGUGUUUCAUUUCAUUUGCAUUAUAUUUAACCUGUACGUAUAUUUAUUUAACCAUGGCUGUGAGGUCAAGAAGACCCUGGAUGAGCGUUAUUGUCGGGGUGUUCCUUGGAUUUACUGCGGCGUCUUGGCUCAUUGUUCCCCGGGUCUUGGAAAUCAGCGGCAAGAGGAGAAAAUCUAAUAUGUGCUCCUACUACGGUAAUGCCGGGAGCGUGGGUAAAGUGCGGGAUAUGGAGGAGAGCACGGCGAGCAGCAAUGCGUGGCAGAAGGACAGGAGCCCUAUGUCCAGCCAGGAGGCGAGCGAGGAGGAGGGGGAGAGCAUGCACAGAUCCAGCAACGACAGCGGGCAUGGAGGAGAUCCCUUCCCGCAGCCCAGGAAUUUCCUAUACGUCGGUGUCAUGACGGCCAAAAAGUACCUGGAUUCACGGGCCGUGGCUGCCCAUAGGACGUGGACCAGAACCAUCCCAGGGAAGGUGGAGUUCUUCUCCAGCGAGAGAUCAGACACGGUGCCGCUGCCCGUUUCCUUACCCGUGGUGUCCCUGCCGGGGGUGGACGAUUCCUACCCUCCGCAGAAGAAGUCGUUCAUGAUGCUGAAGUACAUGCACGACCAUUACCUGGAUAAGUACGAGUGGUUCAUGCGGGCGGAUGACGAUGUCUAUAUCCGAGGGGACAAACUGGAAAGCUUCCUGCGGUCGCUGAACAGCACAAAGCCGCUCUACUUGGGCCAGACGGGCCUGGGCACCACCGAGGAGCUGGGCAAGCUGGCCCUCGAACCCGGGGAGAAUUUCUGCAUGGGGGGGCCGGGCAUGAUCUUCAGCAGGGAGGUUCUGCGGAGGAUGGUACCCCACAUCGGAGCCUGUCUGCGGGAGAUGUACACCACCCACGAGGACGUGGAGGUGGGACGCUGUGUGCGGAGGUUCGGGGGCACGCAGUGCGUCUGGUCCUACGAGAUGCAGCAGCUGUUCUACGAAAACUACGAGCACAACAAGAAGGGCUUCAUCCAAGAGCUCCACAGCAGCAAGAUUCACAACGCCAUCACUCUUCACCCCAACAAGAAGCCCGCCUACCAGUACCGGCUGCACAGCUACAUGCUGGCCCGGCGCAUCUCUGAGCUACGGCACCGCACCAUCCGGCUGCACCGCGAAGGCGUGGCCAUGAGCAAGCUAAGCGACACCGAGGCUCGACGCGAGGACCAGCAACUCGGCGCGAUGCCCUCUUACACCCGCUUCCAGCCCACCAGCCGAGCCGACGUCAUCGAGUGGGAUUUCCUGACGGGGCGGCACAUCUACUCUGCAGGAGAGAACCAGAUGCCCCGGCAGGGCCAGGGGAAUGCCCUCCGGGGUGCCCUGGAAGACACCGUGCUCCAGGUUAUGGAAAUGAUCAAUGAAAACUCGAAGGCCCGUGGGCGCGUGAUCGACUUCAAGGAGAUACAGUAUGGCUAUCGGAGGGUGGACCCCUUGCAUGGGGCAGAGUACAUUCUGGACCUCCUGCUCCUCUACAAGAAGCACAAGGGGAGAAAGGUGACAGUGCCCGUCCGCCGCCAUGCCUACCUGCAGCAGUCCUUCAGCAAACCUUUCUUCACUGAGGCUGAGGAUCUGGACGUAACCGAGUUAGUGGAUGCCAUCAACUCACAGUCCUUCUCAUUUCUGUCCAACUCCCUGAAGAUCUUCUCACCUUUCCAGUAUACGGAGUCGACCAAAGAGAUGCUUGAGCGCAGCCAGAAGAAGAUCCACUUCCUCGUCCCCCUGACGGGGAGGUAUGACGUCUUUGUGCGGUUCAUGAAGAACUUUGAGAAGAUGUGUCUUAUUCCCAGUCAGAACGUCAAAUUGACUGUGAUUUUGGUAGAUAAUGACAGCAACCAAGACAGAGAAAAGCAUAUAGAGCUGAUCAGGGAAUAUCACCACAAGUAUCCCAAGGCCGACCUGUCAGUCAUCCCGAUGACUGGCGAUUUCUCCAGGGGCCAGGCUCUGCAAAUGGGUUCGUCGCAACUGGAUAAUAACACCCUGUUGUUCUUCUGUGACGUGGACCUCAUCUUCACCACCGACUUCCUGCAGCGUUGCCGGGACAACGCGAUCCAAGGCAGGCAGGCCUACUUUCCCAUCAUCUUCAGUCAGUAUGACCCUAAAAUCGUCUAUGCGGGCAGCCCCCCUGACAACAGCGAUUUCAUCUUCACCAAGAAAAGUGGCUUCUGGAGAGAUUACGGCUUUGGCAUCUCCUGCAUAUUCAAAAGCGACCUACUGAUGGCUGGUGGCUUUGACACGUCAAUCCAGGGCUGGGGACUGGAGGAUGUAGACUUGUUCACAAAAGUCAUAAACUCUGGAUUAAAGGUGUUCCGCGGUCAGGAGACUGGCAUCAUCCACAUUUACCAUCCAGUUCACUGUGACACUAACUUAGAUCCAAAGCAAUACAAAAUGUGCCUUGGGUCUAAGGCAAGUACUUACGCAUCCACAAUACAGCUAGCCGAACUAUGGCUGGAAAAACAUUUAGGCAUUGGGUACAACAGAACUUCCUCCUGACAUCCCUGCUCCAUUCUCCUCCUAUGGAGUUUACCUCAAUUCUGCAUUCGUGUGGAAAACCGAUGGCGAGAUGCGAGCGAGUUCUUGGGUACUUUUGAGGUGACUUUGUGCAAUGUGUUUUUUUUUUGCCAUUCCAUUUUCUGUAAUUGUCCUUGCUUUCCAUGGUUUGUGAUCCCCAUUGCCGUCUUCCAAAGGCCUUUUUCGAUGCACACGCAGUAGCUGUGAUCAUGCUCCCUGCCCCCCCCCCCCCAGCCCCCGAUCUGCGACCUGCAAUGACAUGCGUUUCUAAGCAGACCUUUUACUGUCUGAAGAUCUGUAUGGAUUCUCAGGAGCAUGUCUUUCAUACUGUGGUCACUUUCUGUGAACGUGUGUGAGAUGAAGACCCUGGUCUGCUUCAGAUGGACAAAGAAAUGCUCGCCGUGGGUCUCUGCCAGCAUCACUGAAACCUUUUUGACAACGGCAAAAACGGCUGAAAUGAAGAAAUGUAAUAAUGAUAGAAAUAAUAAUAAUAAUAAUAAUAUUCCUGAAAGUACCACAAAUGUGCUUUAAAGCUCCACGAGGUGAAAAGACUUUAUGAUAGUUUUCUAAUUUAUACAGAAGGACAUGUUAACUCAACUUUCAUCUGCAGUAUUUUUUAAAACGUGAAUAAUUUCGAUGAUUGUGUCGUUAUUUUUUAGCGCGAAUAUUUCCAUGAUGUAAAAGGUACUGGAUACCGUCCGACAUCUGCUGUCUGUUUAGUGUUAUUUCAGAUCCAAAAAAAUGUCCACUUUUUUCACUCUGUUUUUUGUGACCUUGAUUCUGAUUGGUGACCAUGAAUGGAGAUUUUUUUUUUCUUUAUUUCAGCUUUGUGGCUUUAAAUUCAUUUGGUUUGUUGGCAAGGACAACAAAGUUAUAUUACGAAGGGUUAUUUAUAAUAAAAUGUUAAAAUGCAUACAA